This is a messenger RNA of Acanthosepion pharaonis, 3306 nucleotides long. The record is from the annotation of a GenBank genome assembly. Lineage: Eukaryota; Metazoa; Mollusca; Cephalopoda; Sepiida; Sepiidae.
AUGCACCAAUGCUUGUAUUUUAUAACUACCUUCUCCAUCAUUCCUUUUCGCUUGUUCACUAAAUCUCUUGAAGUGGAUUGCUUGCAGUUUCGAAGUGCUGCUUUUUCACUUACAGAAGGGAAACUAUCAGAGAAGGCGAGAAGGCAAACUAUCAGAGAAGGCGAAAAGGAAACUAUCAGAGAAGGCGAGAAGGCAAACUAUCAGAAAGGCGAGAAGGCAAACUAUCAGAGAAGGCGAAAGGGCGAAACUAUCAGAGAAGGCGAAAGGAAACUAUCAGAGAAGGUGAGAAGGCAAACUAUCAGAGAAGGCGAAAAGGGAAACCAUCAGAAAGGCGAAAAGGCAAACUAUCAGAGAAGGCGAAAAGGGAAACUAUCAGAGAAGGCGAGAAGGCAAACUAUCAGAGAAGGCGAAAAGGGAAACUAUCAGAGAAGGCGAAAAGGGAAACUAUCAGAGAAGGCGAAAAGGGAAACUAUCAGAGAAGGCGAAAAGGGAAACUAUCAGAGAAGGCGAAAAGGCGAAAAAGGGAAACUAUCAGAGAAGGCGAAAAGGAAACUAUCAGAGAAGGGGGAAACUGUCAGAGAAGGCGAAAAGGGAAACUGUCAGAGAAGGCGAGAAGGCGAAAAGGGAAACUAUCAGAGAAGGCGAAAAGGGAAACUGUCAGAGAUCUGUCAGAGAAGGCGAAAAGGCAAACUGUCAGAGAAGGAAAACCAACUAUCAGAGAAGGCGAAAAGGCAAACUGUCAGAGAAGGCGAAAAGGGAAACUAUCAGAGAAGGCGAAAAGGAAACUAUCAGAGGAGGCGAAAAGGGAACUAUCAGAGAAGGCGAGAAGGCAAACUAUCAGAGAAGGCGAAAAGGGAAACUAUCAGGGGAAACUAUCAGAGAAGGCGAAAAGGCAAACUAUCAGAGAAGGCGAAAAAACUAUCAGAGAAGGCGAGAAGGCAAACUAUCAGAGAAGGCGAAAAGGGAAACUGUCAGAGAAGGCGAAAAGGGAAACUAUCAGAGAAGGCGAAAAGGGAAACUAUUAGAGAAGGGAAACUAUCAGAGAAGGCGAGAAGGCAAACUAUCAGAGAAGGCGAAAAGGGAAACUAUCAGAGAAGGCGAGAAGGCAACUAUCAGAGAAGGCGAAAAGGGAAACUAUCAGAGAAGGCGAAAGGGGAAACUAUCAGAGAAGGCGAAAAGGGGAAACUGUCAGAGAAAGGCGAAAAGGCAAACUAUCAGAGAAGGCGAAAAGGGAAACUAUCAGAGAAGGCGAAAAGGGAAACUAUCAGAGAAGGCGAAAAGGCAAACUAUCAGAGGAGGCGAAAAGGGAAACUAUCAGAGAAGGCGAAAAGGCAAACUAUCAGAGAAGGCGAAAGGAAAACUAUCAGAAAGGAAAAGGGAAACUAUCAGAGAAGGCGAAAAGGGAAACUAUCAGAGAAGGCGAAAAGGAAACUAUCAGAGAAGGCGAAAGGGGAAACUGUCAGAGAAGGCGAAAAGGGAAACUAUCAGAGAAGGCGAAAAGGCAAACUGUCAGAGAAGGCGAAAAGGGAAACUAUCAGAGAAGGCGAGAAGGCAAACUGUCAGAGAAGGCGAAAAGGGAAACUGUCAGAGAAGGCGAAAAGGGAAACUGUCAGAGAAGGCGAAAAGGGAAACUAUCAGAGAAGGCGAAAAGGCAAACUGUCAGAGAAGGCGAAAAGGAAACUGUCAGAGAAGGCGAAAAAACUAAUAGAAGGGCAAACUAUCAGAGAAGGCGAAAAGGCAAACUAUCAGAGAAGGCGAAAGGGAAACUAUCAGAGAAGGCGAAAAGGGAAACUAUCAGAGAAGGCGAAAAGGAAACUAUCAGAGAAAGGCGAAAAGGCAAACUAUCAGAGAAGGGAAACUGUCGGAAAAGAAGGCGGGAGAAGGCAAACUAUCAGAGAAGGCGAAAAAGGGAAACUAUCAGAGAAGGCGAGAAGGCAAAAUCAGAGGAGGCGAAAAGGGAAACUAUCAGAGAAGGCGAGAAGGCAAACUAUCAGAGAAGGCGAAAGGGAAACUGUCAGGAGAAGGCGAAAGGGAAACUAUCAGAGAAGGCGAAAAGGAAACUGUCAGAGAAGGCGAAAAGGGAAACUAUCAGAGAAGGCGAGAAGGCAAACUAUCAGAGAAGGCGAAAAGGGAAACUAUCAGAGAAGGCGAGAAGGCAAACUAUCAGAGAAGGCGAAAAGGGAAACUAUCAGAGAAGGCGAGAAGGCAAACUAUCAGAGAAGGCGAAAAGGAAACUAUCAGAGAAGGCGAAAAGGAAACUAUCAGAGAAGGCGAAAAGGGAAACUAUCAGAGAAGGCGAAAAGGAAACUAUCAGAGAAGGCGAAAAGGGAAACUAUCAGAGAAGGCGAAAAGGAAACUAUCAGAGAAGGGAAACUAUCAGAGAAGGCGAAAAAAGGAAACUAUCAGAGAAGGCGAAAAGGGAAACUAUCAGAGAAGGCGAAAAGGAAACUAUCAGAGAAGGCGAAAGGCAAACUGUCAGAGAAGGCGAAAAGGCAAACUGUCAGAGAAGGCGAAAAGGGCAAACUGUCAGAGAAGGCGAAAAGGAAACUGUCAGAGAAGGCGAAAAGGGAAACUGUCAGAGAAGGCGAAAAGGAAACUGUCAGAGAAGGAAAGGAAACUGUCAGAGAAGGCGAAAAAAACUAUUGGAAACUAUCAGAGAAGGCGAGAAGGCAAACUAUCAGAGAAGGCGAAAAGGGAAACUAUCAGAGAAGGCGAAAAGGCAAACUAUCAGAGGAGGCGAAAAGGGAAACUCAGAGAAGGCGAGAAGGCAAACUAUCAGAGAAGGCGAAAAGGGAAACUGUCAGAGAAGGCGAAAAGGGAAACUAUCAGAGAAGGCGAAAAGGGAAACUAUUAGAGAAGGCGAAAAGGGAAACUAUCAGAGAAGGCGAAAAAGGAAACUAUCAGAGAAGGGAAACUGUCAGAGAAGGCGAAAAAGGAAACUAUCAGAGAAGGCGAAAAGGGAAACUGUCAGAGAAGGCGAAAAGGGAAACUAUCAGAGAAGGCGAGAAGGCAAACUAUCAGAGAAGGCGAAAAGGAAACUAUCAGAGAAGGCGAAAAGGGAAAACUAUCAGAGAAGGCGAAAAGGCAAACUAUCAGAGAGGCGAAAAGGCAAACUAUCAGAGAAGGCGAAAAGGAAACUAUCAGAGAAGGCGAAAAGGGAAACUAUCAGAGAAGGCGAAAAAGGAAACUAUCAGAGAAAAAACUAUCAGAGAAGGCGAAAAGGCAAACUAUCAGAGAAGGCGAAAAGGAAACUAUCAGAGAAGGCGAAAAGGAAACUAUCAGAGAAGGCGAAAGGGAAACUAUUAG